GACAGUGGCGGGUGAGGCGGUUGGUGCGGGGAGUUUCCGGUGAGGAGACAGCGACAUGGAGGAGGUGCAGCGGCGGCACCCGCGCCGGUCUCUGAAGAAGCUAAGUGAGGACAGCUUGACCAAACAGCCAGAAGAAGUCUUCGAUGUAUUAGAAAAACUCGGUGAAGGGUCCUAUGGCAGUGUUUUCAAAGCCAUUCACAAAGAAUCUGGCCAGGUUGUGGCCAUCAAACAGGUGCCUGUGGAGUCUGACCUGCAGGAGAUCAUCAAGGAGAUCUCCAUCAUGCAGCAGUGUGACAGCUGCCACGUGGUCAAGUAUUACGGAAGCUACUUCAAGAACCGAGACCUGUGGAUUGUGAUGGAAUACUGUGGAGCCGGCUCAGUCUCCGAUCUCAUCCGGAUACGGAAUAAAACGCUAACAGAAGACGAGAUCGCCACAAUAUUACAGUCCACGCUGAAGGGGCUGGAGUACCUGCACUUCAUGAGGAAAAUCCACCGAGACAUCAAAGCCGGGAACAUCCUGCUGAACAAUGAGGGCCACGCCAAGCUGGCAGAUUUCGGAGUCGCUGGGCAGCUCACUGACACAAUGGCAAAGAGGAAUACCGUGAUCGGAACUCCCUUCUGGAUGGCACCGGAAGUGAUCCAGGAGAUCGGUUACAAUUGUGUGGCUGAUAUCUGGUCGCUGGGCAUCUCAGCGAUAGAAAUGGCGGAGGGGAAACCGCCCUACGCCGACAUUCAUCCCAUGAGGGCUAUUUUCAUGAUUCCCACAAACCCACCACCAACGUUCCGGAAGCCAGAGCUGUGGUCGGACGAGUUUACGGAUUUUGUGAAGCAGUGUCUGGUGAAAAACCCUGAGCACAGAGCCGCAGCCACCCAGCUGUUACAGCACCCCUUCAUUAAAGCUGCCAAGCCGGUGUCUAUCCUACGCGCCCUGAUCAAUGACGCCAUGGAAAUUAAACUGAAGAAGCAGGAGGAGCAGCAGCGGGACCUGGAUCAGGACGACGACGAGAACUCAGAAGAGGAUGAGUUGGACUCGGGCACCAUGGUGCGAGCCUCUGCGGAGGAGACGGGUACCAUGAGGGCGGCCGGCACCAUGAGCGACGGAGCGCGGACCAUGAUCGAGCACGACAGCUCCACGCUGGACUCCCAGAUGGGUACCAUGGUCAUCAACAGCGAGGAUGAAGAGGACGGCACCAUGAAGAGGAGAGAUGACACCAUGCAGCAGAACAAGCCGUCGUUCCUGGAAUACUUUGAGCAGAAGGAGAAAGAGAACCAGGCUAACAAUUGCAGCAGCAACCGGAACACGCAAGCCUCUCAGAACUCACCCUCUGAUAGCUGGAAGGUCCCGCAGGACGGGGACUUUGAAUUUCUGAAGGGUUGGAGCGUGGAGGAGCUCCAGCGGAGACUGGCCUCCCUCGACCCCAUGAUGGAGCAGGAGAUCGAGGAGAUCCGCCAGCGUUACCAGGCCAAGCGGCAGCCCAUCCUCGAUGCCAUCGACGCAAAGAAACGCCGGCAGCAGAAUUUCUGAACCACCAGGACCUUCCUCCCAUCCUGCCCCCUUCCCCAAUCCUCCCCAAUCCUCCCCAACCCCUCCUUUCCUUCCCCAGCAUCAGGACAAUGGCGCAGGUGCUCUACACCAGGCUAUAUGGAGCUCAGGGCUGAAGAAUCUUCCGCAAGAGAAAAGUGUGCUUCGAUUUGUGUUCCUCAUUUUAUAUUUUAUAUAUAAAACAAAUUGACUUUCUUUUUCUGGCCAACAGCCAGCCAGUGCUCUGCUAGAUAUGGACAUUGCUUCUCUGACUUCAGUUGGGAAGCUUCUCUGUCAGGGUGUACAGUGUUUAUUAUUGUUUCAAGCUCAAAACCCAUUCUCAGAACAAGCCAACUCAAUCCCCUUCCCCCUGCGCCCCACUUUGCUCUGGAAAUCUCAUGGUACUGGAACCAUAAAGACCGACAGAUCAGGUUUAUUCUUUACCCAACUGUGACAUUUUGUGACUUGCGACAGAUUGGGGAAGAGAAGAAUGGGGACAGAGGGGGGAAGAAAGGUCCUGUGUUUCUCCAAUUGCCUCCCACCCCCC
Messenger RNA from Callorhinchus milii (elephant shark), 2069 nucleotides. RefSeq names its product serine/threonine-protein kinase 3/4. NCBI's taxonomy places the organism in Eukaryota, Metazoa, Chordata, Chondrichthyes, Chimaeriformes, Callorhinchidae. The record is from RefSeq and is a predicted model, not a curated record. Gene Ontology annotation, cellular component: cytoplasm. The coding region runs from base 56 to 1525 and encodes 489 amino acids. Gene Ontology annotation, molecular function: ATP binding; protein serine/threonine kinase activity. Gene Ontology annotation, biological process: protein tetramerization; regulation of MAPK cascade; intracellular signal transduction. The transcript has 11 exons.